Messenger RNA from Lotus japonicus, 633 nucleotides. RefSeq lists its product as uncharacterized. The record is from RefSeq and is a predicted model, not a curated record. The coding region runs from base 1 to 633 and encodes 210 amino acids. The transcript has a single exon. NCBI's taxonomy places the organism in Eukaryota, Viridiplantae, Streptophyta, Magnoliopsida, Fabales, Fabaceae.
AUGACGAGCCUCGUGUUGGAGGCGUACGACGGACAAACCAGUCCAAAGAAUCAUUUGUCUCGUUUUGAGGCGAAGUUGGCGAAGUACGCGGUUUCCGAUGCUGUGAAAUGCAGGAUGUUUCCAUCAACGUUUCGAGGCGCGGCAAAGGAAUGGUUCACGAAUCUGCCUCUAGGAUCUAUAGCUAAGUUCCGUGAUUUCUCAUCAGAAUUCCUUGACCAUUUCUCUUCAAGGACGGUAGAGGAUCUGUUUGAUACUCGGCAGGAGGAACGUGAAACCUUGGAACAAUAUGUGAAACGAUACAGUGCCAUAUCUGCGAGGUUCGAGGAAUUGCAGCCACGCGUGUGCGUGUGCGCUUUCAAAGGCGGUUUGGCCCAGGGAGAAUUUUAUUGCGAGCUGAGUAGGGAGCUGGCUUGCUCAAUGAUGGAAGUUCGCGCCCGAGCGCAGUACUACAUCUUAAAAGAGGAAAUUGAAGCACACAAGAGGAAGGGCGAGCGAACAAAAAAGGUAACUCUGGCAAGGGAAAAGGUACAGGUACAGGACAAGGACACGAGUCGCGAGCACGGGUCCGGACAAGCAGGCCGGAUUCAUAAAGAAGAAAAAAGGGAAAUUACUCCGCUCGAGAAUGGGGAAUAG